This is a messenger RNA of Alternaria incomplexa, 1935 nucleotides long. RefSeq lists its product as uncharacterized. Bases 1 to 1935 code for a protein of 644 amino acids. The transcript has 2 exons. Lineage: Eukaryota; Fungi; Ascomycota; Dothideomycetes; Pleosporales; Pleosporaceae. The record is from RefSeq and is a predicted model, not a curated record.
AUGGGCCAUCGGACCAAAGGCGCAUUGGAGAACGCCAUUGACGGGAUGAGGAAGAAGAAGAUGGAUGCGAAGGAUUACAGUGACAGACUCCGAGAAGGCGAAAGGAAAGAGAAGGAGAAGAUGAAGACGGAUGCGAAGGAUCAUAGUCACAGAAUAAGGGAAGGCGCAAGGAGAGAGAGGGAGAAGAUACGAAAGAGUGAACCAGAGCGUGUCAGAUGGGCCGAACGGAAACCUGAAAAGACGCAGGGCGAUGAAUCGAAACAAAUGGCUGCUGAGAAGGAAGCACGGGAACGCCAUCGUCGCGAACAAGACCAGCGUCGUCGUGAACACGAGAAACGGCGACAAGAGGAAGACAAGAAGAACAACCGUAGCUCGCCGAUUCCUGAGAUUCGUGUUCAGCCUCCUACGGCUAGUGGGACUCCCCGCCGUGAACAAGACGAGCUUCGUGAGAGACAAAGGCAAGAUGAGAAGCGAAAGCAAAUUGAGGAACAAAGGCAGGAGGAGAAGCACUGGCAGGAUGAGAAGCGCAAGCAGGAUGAGAAGCGAAGGCAGGAUGAAAAGCGAAGGCAAGCCGAGAAGCGAAGGCAAGAGGAAGACAGGAAGAAGAACCGUAGCUCGCCGAUUCCCACGGUUCGUAUUCAGCCUCCUGCAUCUAGUGGAACUCACAUUCCCCAGUCAAAUCCGGUGGCUCGCAAUUCUCAGGCCCCUACUGCUCUGAAGUAUCCUCCUCCACCGGCUCCAAGACGGCCGAGCAGACCUAUCCGUUCCAAUACUCCUCCUAAUCGUACACCCCCAAUUGCUCCAGUAGCGCAUGACUGGUAUGCGCAACCCCCUGCUCCGGAAGAGCAAGACUGGUAUGUGCCACCAGCCCAGCCUCCCGCGUCUGAACACGGUGCAGCAGCAGGCUACUACGACCGAGCUCCAGGUUCGCCGAUGCCAGGGAGCUAUGGAAAUUAUGGAGACAAUGAUUAUGAAGACCAUGAUUAUCUGGAGCAUGGAGGGGAUGAUGAACAGCCCGCUCAUGAUCAAGUGCCGUACCUGGGCACACGCCCUUCCCCUGUUAUGGCUGUUCAAUAUCCGGAGAGCGUUCCUUCUCCUAUUAUGGCUGCUCAAUAUCCAGAGCGCGUUCCUUCUCCAACUAUGGUCGCUCAAUAUCCAGAGAGCAUUCCUUCUCCUGUUAUACCUCCAUACCCGGAUACGCCUCCUUCUCCUGUUAUACGUUCAUAUGCAGAUACACCUCCUUCUUCGGAUGUAUCAGAGGGUUCUUCAGGGUCGUCGUCACCAAUUAUGUCGCAUGCAAUACGCGCCCCUUCGCCACCAAAUCGUUUCUCACCCGAGUUCUUACAAAGCAUCCCGAUGCCAACUCCCCAGCAAGCGGCAUCUCCCCCAAUCCCACCACCGCCGCCACCGCCCCCUCCUCCAGUUCCACCUCCUCCUCCGCCUCCACCAGCAGCAAGAUCACCUCCUCCACCUGGACCCCCUCCACCACGCUUAGCGGGACCACCCAAUAUGGCCGCCAUAUUUGGCGAUAUCCUUGGCCCACGCAAACUACGUAGUGUGGCAGCUGAAGAGAAAAAAGACUGUAGUGUUAAUCCGAACGCGGGCAAGGUAUUGUACGAAGAAACAGCACACAGUCGCGAGGUAGAAGAGCACGAGCGAGCUCAAGUCAGGGACGCUGGUAACCGUCUGCCAGUGUCAGGAGCUAGUGGAUGGAGUACCGCUUACUCCGCAAAAGAAGAAGCCGAUGAUCGACCAGAACCUAACAGGGCGUUCAGAGAGGAACUAGCGAGGAGAUUGGGCCAAGGUAUUGACACUUCUACGACGGGGACCUCAAGGGGUUCUGGCGAUAGCUUACUAACAGCAGGCUCUAGGACGUCGAUGAGUGCCAAUGUGUCGCGGAAGCUGCAGGAUGAGAGUAUGUCGACAUAUCCCUAG